AUGAGGAUCCGUUCGGUUGUGCUUGUGGUGUUCGCACUGGUGUGCUGUGCUUUCGGUGGCCGACUUCGUUCAAGGAACGAUGAUGUCGGUGAUGAAGAAGCCGCAGCUCGCCACUACGUGGAGCAUAUUGACGUGGAGAUUCUGGAGCGGCGCAAUGUUGGCGUCGAAGCCGAAUGGGCCUACGAGUCCGAUAUCAACGAUGCCAAUUUGUUGGUGAAAAAUGAGGUGGCUGCUGCGAACGCCGUGUUCCUCAAAGAAGUAGCCGAUACGCUGAACAAGUAUGACUAUGAGAGCUUCCAAGAUGAAGAUUUGAAGCGGAAAAUGCGAAAGCUAACGAAACUGGGAUAUUCCGUGUUGCCGGAGGAUAAGUUCGCUGACAUGCUGGACGCCAUCAAUAGGAUGCAAGAUAACUACGCUAAGGUGAAGGUGUGCGACUACCACGACGGUAGCAAGUGCGAUUUGGCCCUUGAACCGGAGCUGACGGAGAUCUUUGCCACCAGCCGUGACCCUGAGGAGCUGAAGUACUACUGGCAGCAGUGGUACGAUGCGGCCGGAGCCCCAACGCGAGACGAUUUCCAGAAAUAUGUCGACCUGAACGGUGAAGCAGCGCGGAUGAAUAAUUACGCGACCGGUGCUGAAUACUGGCUGAGUGCGUACGAGGACGAUACGUUCGAGGAACAGGUCGACGCCGUGAUGGAGCAGCUACGUCCACUGUUCGAGCAGAUACACGCAAACGUGCGCUUUCAGCUGCGGAAGUACUACGGAGAUGAUGUGGUGUCCGAAAAGGGUCCGAUUCCGAUGCACCUGCUUGGAAACAUGUGGGCACAGGAUUGGGCAGGAGUCGCAGAUAUCACCAGUCCAUUUCCCGAUCGCCAGUUGUUGGACGUGACGGAAGAGAUGGUUCGCCAAGGAUACAAUCCAAUUCAAAUGUUCGAGAUGGGUGACGAGUUCUUCCAGUCGUUGAACAUGACAAAGUUGCCAGACUCAUUCUGGGAGAAGAGCAUUCUCGAGAAGCCGGAUGACGGACGGGAUUUGGUGUGCCAUGCUAGCGCCUGGGAGUUCUCGAAGACGGAUGACGUGCGUAUUAAGCAGUGCACUCGCGUGACGAUGGAUCAGUUCUUCACGGCACACCACGAGCUAGGGCAUGUGCAGUAUUUCCUGCAGUAUCAACACCUUCCCAGCAUGUACCGAGAUGGAGCCAACCCUGGCUUCCAUGAGGCCGUGGGUGAUGUGCUUUCUCUGUCGGUUUCCACCCCGAAGCAUCUCGAAAAGAUUGGCCUCCUGAAGGACUUUGUGUUGGACGAAGAAUCCAAGCUGAAUCAAUUCUAUAGUGCCGCCUUGAAUAAGCUUGUGUUCUUGCCGUUCGCUUACACGAUUGACAAGUACCGUUGGGGAAUCUUCCGUGGGGACAUUAAACCUGAAGAGUACAACUGCAAGUUCUGGGAGAUGCGCUCCAAAUUUGGAGGUGUUGAACCUCCAGUAGUUCGCUCGGAAGCUGAUCUAGACGCACCCGCGAAGUACCACGUGUCGGCUGAUGUCGAAUACCUGCGCUACUUUGUAUCGUUCAUAAUUCAGUUCCAAUUCCAUCGUGCUGCUUGUGAGAAGGCAGGAGAGUACGUUCCAGGGGAUCCGGAAAAGACGCUGAACGAUUGCGAUAUCUAUCAGAGUGUUGAAGCGGGCAAUGCGAUUAAAGCGAUGUUGGAGCUGGGUUCUUCUAAGCCGUGGCCCGAUGCGAUGGAGGUGCUUACAGGAGAAAGACGCAUGAACGCGGACGCCCUGAUCGAGUACUUCCAGCCGUUGUACGAUUGGUUGGUGGUUGAAAACGAUCGCCUUGGAGCCCACGUUGGAUGGGAAGAAACCACGAGUAAGUUAUGGAAUGUGUGCCAUACUAGAGCAUAG
This is a messenger RNA of Anopheles nili, 1899 nucleotides long. Its product is annotated as angiotensin-converting enzyme-like. Gene Ontology annotation, biological process: proteolysis. Bases 1 to 1899 code for a protein of 632 amino acids. Lineage: Eukaryota; Metazoa; Arthropoda; Insecta; Diptera; Culicidae. The record is from RefSeq and is a predicted model, not a curated record. Gene Ontology annotation, cellular component: plasma membrane. Gene Ontology annotation, molecular function: peptidyl-dipeptidase activity; metallopeptidase activity. The transcript has 5 exons.